Messenger RNA from Mesocricetus auratus (golden hamster), 1056 nucleotides. RefSeq names its product T-cell leukemia/lymphoma protein 1B-like. The transcript is spliced from 4 exons. Bases 146 to 541 code for a protein of 131 amino acids. The record is from RefSeq and is a predicted model, not a curated record. Gene Ontology annotation, molecular function: protein serine/threonine kinase activator activity. Gene Ontology annotation, biological process: positive regulation of peptidyl-serine phosphorylation. Lineage: Eukaryota; Metazoa; Chordata; Mammalia; Rodentia; Cricetidae.
GGACUUAAGUUCCUGGCCUGGCGGCAGAAAAGUAGGUUUCUCAUUCCUCAUUGUCCAGGCCCCUGCUGCAACCUGUGGUUAGUUCUCCCUCUGCCCCUGCAGGACUGCAUUUUAAGGAUUCCAGCAGGUCCUUGUGCUCCUCACUAUGGCUACUGCUCCCCUGGGGCAACCCCCAGUCAGGCUUUCUUGGGAAAUGCCUGGUUGCUACAGCGAUGAGAACCAGAGACUCUGGAAGGUUUCAAGGCUGCAAUUUACUCCCAGCCAUACAGCUCAUUGCAGGCACCAAGUCUCUAUCACUGUCACCUUGUGUCUGGUGGACGAAUGCAGAGAGGGAUAUCUGUCUCACUGCUUGUCAAGAUUGAUGUGUCUCCCCAGGAGGUGGCAGAAACAUACUCUCUUUUUAUACGCUGGGACAGACUCAAGGUUCUGGAGAAUAGAGGAACAUGUCCGGAUUGACGAGGUAGAGCAACUAGUCCUACAGAUGGAGGAUCAAAUCGGUCGAAGCACGCAUUCAGUUGCCAAGCCCAUGCACCCUCAGUGAAGAUUUUAUGCAUCUACUUCUCUGCGAUUCCACAUGUAUCCAGUUUCCAGUCUCUCCUGCAUGGCCCAGCCCUGAACUUCACAUGAUCUGCUCCUGAGAGCCUGGCUGUCUGUGUCCUGAGCCUUCUCACUUCCUGGAUACAGCUGUCUUUUUUAGCCUUUGAUGCUGACCUUACAGAUUGUCCUUCUAAAGACCUCUCAUCCCUUUGAACCCCUCCCCUGGCCUCCCAGUGCAGCAUGCCCCUCGGGUGACUCUGAUCUGGAGGCAACUGCGGAGCUGGUAUGGAUGGGGACUCCAUGCCCUGUGGAUCUCUGAGCUACCAAUGCUGGCUGGAAGUUGACCUGGUGCUGGGCAGAGGACCCUGUGCUCCGUGCUUGAAGGCACAAUGGGAUGUGCACAGGGAGCAUCUGGUCACUUCUCCCACGUGCUCAGGACUUGGCUCCCAGAAGUGAUGCUGUCCCUCAUGCCUGCCCCAAACUUGUUUUUAACUAAUUAAACUUACUGCUUUUAAUCAA